CGUCAGCAAACAUCCAGCAACCAGGAAGCACGGACAAAAGCAAAUUAAAGGCGAAAACAAACGUAUUUUAUAUGUUUAUGUAAUGAGAACUCGCCACAGAUAUUUUCUUUUAUAUCAAACAACUUUGGUCGUGAUUAUUGUAUGCUGCCAUGUAUCUCGGAGACGGGCUGCUCUUUGAACUUCAAAAUGGGAAACCCAAGCUGAUUGUCCUCGAGCACGGUGUCGAGAGGAAUCUUGUCAAGAAUUCUCUCAGGCCUCGCCUAACCUACGUCCUCAACUCCAGGCAGCCGUCCCGUGCCGAGGAUGUGCGGGCACUGCGUCCGGCCGGGCGACGCCCGGCGGGGCAGCACCCGGUUAAUCCUAGAGGUGCCAAGGGACAGGCGGCAGAUAGUAGAGCCUCCUUUGCGUCCAGCGGGGCAGCAGACAGAAUGCGAGGCAGUCAGACAGCCUCUAAACCACGGGCGCGUCGUACGGCAGCAGCCGGAGCUGAAGCUGCACCCAAGAUUAAGUCAGAAUGCCGGAAAAGCAGCUCCACCUCCGCCAAAGGAACAUCUGCACAGUCUGAAAGAUGGGCUGAGGCAUCCGAUGCAAAGUCGAGACCAAAAGACUUGCUUGACGACGACGGACUGAGAGACACAGCGGCGUGUUUGAGUGGCGAGCAGGUUCCGCACAUUCUCAGCAACGUCCAGACCUCCGGUCAUGAUCGAUAUGCUGCAGAAGAGCACAGAGCGCCCACUCAGCCUGUAGAGGAAGAAGUAGUAGGAGGAGGAGAGAUGGAAGAGGACAGGGUAGGAUGUGAUGAAACAAGUGGAAUAUCACCACCUAAAGACAGCAGGUCUCAUGGAGGUCUGUUUGGCUGGCUGGAGCAGCGUGACGUUGACACCAGAGCAUCCGUGGAAGCCAAGAAGGUUCAGUGGAGGCAACAACUAAACGAGCAGGUGGCCCUGAAGCAGCAACAACAACAACAACGUUGUUGUUCAACCUCACUCGGACUUCAGGUAGAGGAGGGACCAGGCAGUGUGUGUUCAGUUCAGCUUGCGGGCUGCCACAAAGAGCAGCCGGCAGCCAUCAGGUCCAGCCUCAGACUCGGGGCAGUGACUCCCAUAGAGGAGGCUUUGGCAUUGGAGAGAAAAGAGGAGCAGAGGAGGCUCUGGCUGGAGGAUCUGGACCGACAGAGGGAGGAAACCAGCCAGCGAAGGAGGCGAGAGAAGAUGCUGCACAACCAGAAAGAAGAUCACGAGCUGUGGGCUGCGCACUUUGACUCAAUGCAGCGCAAACCUGCUCCAGUGACUCUUGCCCCACCAAUUUGCCCACCCGUGGACCCACCUGGAGCCCCCUCUGGAGACUGGGAGGCGUCGUCCAGCUUGUCCCUUACGUGGGACGCCUCCAGCAGCUGUGGAGCAGAGAGUGUGGGCAAAGCAAGAGAGGACAUCAGCAGCAGCAGCAGAUACCCCACCAGGAGCAGCUAUCUUCGGAGCAUGACUGCCUUGCUGGAUCCCGUCCAGAUGGAGGAGCGGGAGAGAAGGAGGCAGAAGCAGCUGGAGCAGCAGAGAGACAUCCAAGCUCAGAUGGAGGAGCGCCGGCAGCAGAGGCAGGAAGAAGAGGCCAGGAGGAGGAUGGAGGAGGAAGAAGAGGAGAGGAGAAUCACGCUGGAGAGGGACCUGCUGCACAGGAGGUACCAGCAGGAGGACCACAAGCAUCGGGAGGAACGCAAGAAGGAGGAACAACGAAAGAAACAGGGUGAUGAUGAUCAGGACGACGCUGGAGGAGUGAAGGAGUCAGUGGGAGUGCGUGCGUCACGUCCGGCUGCGAGUGUGGAGGACAAGAGAGAGAAGGCCGUGCAGACAGAAGCAGCUCCUCUUUCUGCCGGAACAGAGCGCCCUCCCACUCUUUCCAAAUGCAAGAGCAAAGCAGACAAGGAGAACACGCGUGUGCCUGGAGGAGGCAAAGGCGACGAGGCCUACGAGGCCUUCGCCAGGACGGAGAAGAGGAAAGAGAAGAUGAGGCCGCAGUGGAACACACACAGGCCAAGCCGGCGCUUCGUCCCCGCGUCGGAGCGUUACCCGGCCACGCUGCAAAGGAGCAGACGGGAGAGUCGACUCAAGAGGCAGGAGGAGGUCCUCGGUCUCCAGCACAGGAACUGCCUCCCCACAAACCGACAGGAGCCGCGCAGAGACGCAAGUCGGCCUCCGAGCCACAAAGAGGAUUCGAACCGUGUGAGUGUUUCUGCCAAAAGGGGGCGCUCUCCUCCCAUCACACAGCCCUCCCUCCAGUACCUCCCAUACAUCCGCACUGAUGAUGUUGUCCACCUGGACCCCAUCGAGACGGCCGACGCACCGCCUCCUCACGCGCACACAGCAGCUUCACGCUCGACGCUCCCUCCUGACAUCCCCUCGUCCUCCUCCCCUGGGGAGAUCCUCGUCCUGCGUGGCACCCAGCGACAGCAGGAAAUUCUGAGGGGCCUCGCGCAACUACGACAGGGUUUACUUCAGAAGCAGAUGGAGCUGAAGGGUGACCUGCAACGUCAUGGCAACGAGCGCCUGGCUCCCCCCAAAUGUUAAAACAUUCUUCCGGGAAAACAAUUUUUUGUUCUUCGUGUCAAACUUUCAACCGUGGUUAUUUUACAAUUCUUGCAUAGAGCCACCACACCAUGCCAUCAUGACCCGCCGGCAUGUCCACCGAUGUGUUUUUAGUCGCCCACCACAGAUUACACAACAAUGCAAUUCGUUGGUUUUUGUGUGAAAGGCAAUAAAAUGGCAAUUCUGCAAGAUAUGUACGAAAGGGGAUAUCCUGUAUCUCCAAUCAUUUGUAAUUGCAUUUACUUAAUUUAUUUUAGUUGUAAAUAAAAGUAUAGGCAAACAAUU
Messenger RNA from Hippocampus comes (tiger tail seahorse), 2864 nucleotides. RefSeq names its product coiled-coil domain containing 66 (gene ccdc66). The coding region runs from base 150 to 2561 and encodes 803 amino acids. The record is from RefSeq and is a predicted model, not a curated record. Gene Ontology annotation, cellular component: microtubule; cilium. Lineage: Eukaryota; Metazoa; Chordata; Actinopteri; Syngnathiformes; Syngnathidae. Gene Ontology annotation, biological process: cilium assembly. Gene Ontology annotation, molecular function: microtubule binding. The transcript is spliced from 21 exons.